This is a messenger RNA of Gorilla gorilla gorilla (western lowland gorilla), 2004 nucleotides long. It is a transcript of the gene NCCRP1, whose product is annotated as NCCRP1, F-box associated domain containing. The record is from RefSeq and is a predicted model, not a curated record. Gene Ontology annotation, molecular function: ubiquitin protein ligase activity. NCBI's taxonomy places the organism in Eukaryota, Metazoa, Chordata, Mammalia, Primates, Hominidae. Gene Ontology annotation, biological process: SCF-dependent proteasomal ubiquitin-dependent protein catabolic process; ERAD pathway; glycoprotein catabolic process. Gene Ontology annotation, cellular component: SCF ubiquitin ligase complex; cytoplasm. The coding region runs from base 47 to 874 and encodes 275 amino acids. The transcript is spliced from 6 exons.
UUAACCCCAGCCCUGCGAAACCGGGACAGUCGCGCAGCCUCGAGGGAUGGAGGAGGUGCGUGAGGGACACGCGCUCGGUGGCGGGAUGGAAGCCGAUGGGCCCGCGAGCCCCCAGGAGCUGCCUCCCUCGCCACGGUCGCCUUCACCGCCGCCGUCGCCGCCACCACUGCCCUCGCCGCCGUCGCUGCCAUCGCCCGCAGCCCCGGAGGCCCCCGAGCUCCCCGAGCCGGCGCAGCCGUCCGAGGCUCACGCCCGGCAGCUGCUGCUGGAGGAGUGGGGGCCGCUGAGCGGGGGCCUGGAGCUGCCCCAGCGCCUCACCUGGAAGCUGCUCCUGUUGCGGCGGCCGCUCUACCGCAACCUGCUGCGCUCGCCCAACCCCGAAGGCAUCAACAUUUAUGAGCCAGCACCCCCUACUGGUCCCACCCAGCGACCCCUGGAAACUCUGGGCAAUUUCCGUGGCUGGUACAUUAGAACCGAAAAGCUCCAGCAGAACCAAAGCUGGACAGUGAAGCAGCAGUGUGUGGACCUUCUGGCCGAGGGCCUGUGGGAGGAGCUGCUGGAUGACGAACAACCAGCCAUUACGGUCAUGGACUGGUUCGAGGACAGCCGGCUGGAUGUGUGCGUCUACGAGCUGCACGUCUGGCUGCUGGCGGCCGACCGCCGCACGGUCAUUGCUCAGCACCAUGUGGCCCCCCGAACUUCUGGGAGAGGACCCCCUGGCCGCUGGGUCCAGGUGUCCCACGUAUUCCGCCAUUAUGGUCCCGGUGUGCGCUUUAUCCACUUCCUGCACAAGGCCAAGAACCGCAUGGAGCCUGGUGGGCUGCGGCGGACACGGGUGACCGACUCCUCCGUGUCUGUGCAGCUCCGGGAGUGACUGGCUGGCUCCUCUGUCCUGACCCCACAGCACCUCCCUGACCUUUAGGAGCCCCAACUCUUAGUUACCUCCUAGGCCUCUUAUUUCUCCCUGGCCCUUGGCUUCUCACUUGAUGGACAGCUUCACACACCCUUAAGCGGUGGACUCCAGCAUUUUCCCAGCACUGUCUGAGCCCCAUGAGGGCGGAGCCACUCCUUGUAAAUUCAGUGCCUGACAGAUGCUCGGGCACAGAUGCUCUGUAGAUCUCUGUUGAGAGAAUGCAUAGACACCUGUGCCCAAGGAUGCUGAGGGCUGGUCUCUGCUUCUUUGAACUUCACUGAAACUGAAUGCUCACUGCUGUGUCACCAGCACCACCCAGCCCAGGGCUGUGAACGGAGUGGGUGGCAGCGAAUGUGUAUUGAAGGGGGAAUGGAGCCAUUCACUUCGCUCAGUUCCUGUCCCAUUUAACUGCCCCGAUCCUUGAUCUUCCAUUACCUUCACAUCCCGGGGUCCUUCUGAACUGACCUUGACCUCUGACCUCUUCACACAUCUCCCGUUAGCAUCUCCACUUACCUACCUUUUUUUUUUUUUUUUUGAGAUGGCAUCUCACUCUGUCACCCAGGCUGGAGUGUGGUGACACGAUCUCGACUCACUGCAAUUUCCACCUCUCAGGUUCAAGUGGUUCUCCUGCCUCAGCCUCUCAAGUAGCUGGGAUUACAGGUGCACAGCACCUCGCCCGACUAAUUUUUGUAUUUUUAGUAGAGACUGGAUUUCACCAUGUUGGCCAGGCUGGUCUCAAACUCCUGACCUCAAGUGAUCUGCCCACCUUGGCUUCCCAAAGUGCUGGGAUUGCAGACGUGAGUCACUGCGCCCAGCCAUUCCAUGUCUCUUAAGUCUCAGAAUCUCCCCUAGCUCCCUCCAGGUGUCUGCAGUGGUCGUCCCCUCAAAGCUGUCCCACACCCUCCUCCGAGGACCCUUUGUGUAUCUCCUCCAGCUACCGCAGAGCCCACAAACCCAGGCAUCUAUCAAAGUCCCUCAUUCAUGAGGGUGGUGGGGACACAGACUGCGACCGGAACAGAAAUAUGAAAAUGUGGAUGACAGCGUCCCCCGUGUGUGGAAUGUGGGGAUUAAAAGCAUUUAUCAACCUCUAA